CCGUUGGUUGCCGUCGCGUUUUCAUGUGCCACACAGUGCCCACAGACAGACUAUGUGAAUUUUUGGUCUCGCCGAAGUUUGUGUUCGAGUGAGCGUGUGUGUAGAGUGUAGACAAGCAGCAGAGAACUCGAUUCCCACUCUUAACUAUCGCGCCAUUUAAUAAAAGUACAAGUCGGGAGGAGAAGUUAUCCAUCCAAGAGGAGCAGAAGAGGAGAGAGGAGACGUCAAAAUCAACCAUAACCAUAUUGAUUUGAUUCCGGAAACGGAGCUUCUGUGGUGUGGUGUGCACAGCAGUCAUUCUGGUACAUGUAUAUUCGAUCGAGAUUCCUACUUCUCCGGCCCUUGGGAUUAUAUGGUGUACUUUUGAAAGCCUCGCGAGCGCGAGGCAAGAUUGUCAAUUUUGUUGAUGAGUUUUGACUACGACAAAUAGUCUCGUCGCCAUUUUGACCUGUGUGUGCAAGUGAGUUUCACAGAAAGAGAGGGGGGGUGGUGUGCUGCUGCCUGCUGCCUAUUCGUAUGGAAUAUUUCAUCCGAGCCCGUUAGACACACAUUCCUUUUUUUUCCCCAUUAUUUAACGACAACGAGAGAUUGAGAGAAGGGCGAUUGUGUUUUCCGUCUGGCUGCAGCCAUGCAAGUUAUUGCUGCAGCAGCACAACCUUCAGUUGUUUCUUCUUCAACUUAUAACCAUUUUCGAUUCGGCUUGCUUACAUUUUGGUAACCCAUCCGUCAAUCAAAGUGAACUGUCUCGGCUCGAACAAGCCACACAGUUUGUCGCAGAGUUAUAACAGAGAGAAGAACUCAAGAGCCUCUGUAAUCCGCGGCCAUGGUGCAUACCGACAGCCAUAUCUCGAAAAUCUCUCUCUGUUCUGUGCAAUUUUGUUCAAGGACUAGAAUUACUUUGACCAAAUUGCUGGAUGAAUGGAAAGUUUUAUCCAUUUAUGUGAAUCCAGACAUUUCAUUCAUUCAUCAGCUGCCAUGUUAAAUUUGCUACCCAUGUCGAUGAGAUGAACUUGCCAGCCAACUCUGUCCUUCUACAUGAACCAUUCUGCGUCUUUGCAUAGCUGUUCACAUCUCAUAAUGUCUGGUCCUCGGGUGGACAAUUUCCAGGCGUUAGAUCCACGCAAGCAAGAGCUGCUGGAGGCCCGCUUCCUCGGCAUGAGAUCGACGUCGAAUCCGGCCGGCGGGAGUGGCGCCACACUGCAACAUCAGCAGCUUCAGCAGCAUGCUGCGACUAUGGCUGGAUCCCACUCUGCUGGGCCACCGCCGGGUUGUCACGUCAUGACAGCAGCGGCAACCAACCAACUAGUACAGCAAUCACUCCAACAGCCUAGUCCGUCCAGUCUCCUCAACGCCUCCGCCAACGCACCGCCACUACCGCCACAACAACAACAGCAACAACAACUUGCAACUCCCCAGUUCACGGCUGCCUAUACGAAUCCCUCCACCAACAAUCAUGGUUCGGGAGGUUCGGGCAGCUCUGGAAGCAGUGGCUAUUCCAACCCGAAUCAGCCGGUCCUGUACAACUUGCCGGUGCCUGGCGGUUUGGGCGGUGGGUGCCCGCCAACUAGUGGAUCUACUCCUUUGCAACAUCAACAACAUCUGCAACAACAACAGCAGCAGCACCAGCACAACCAAGAUUCGAACCUGAGUACGGGCUCUUCCGACCGGGAACUCAUGCGACUCAACGACAACAACACGAAUGAAGAACUACGGACACCUGAGCGCGGUGGCAGUAGUGGAGGUGGCAACAACAGUGGCGGCCCACAGCAGAGGAUUUCUAGCUCUAAUGCGAUAGCGGCCAGCGUCGGAUCGGCCCUGGCGGCCGCACCGACUACCCCCACCGAACGGAAGAGAAGACGGAAAAAUGCCGACGACACGGUGGCACCUUUAGGCAAACAAUCACGUGGAGACAAUAAGAAAAUCAGCGAAUAUUUCAAAGGUCACCCACCGAAUAGCCCAGGCCGUCAAAGCGGGACCAAAUCCCCAUCUCCAGUUCACCAGCAGCAGCAGCAGCAGUUGCAGCCGAUGCAGAGCCAACAACAGUCUUUCAUGGGAGUGCCCAAUAUUUGCCCGUCUCCUCAGGGCGCGGCGACUACCACAACAACAACAACAGCCGCAGCAGCAGCAAUCACGGCGUCCUCAACAGUGCCGUCGUCGACUGCCUCCAGUUAUCCAAAUUCGAACAUGAAUCAUUCGGCACCGUCUGGUGGCAUUCCAGUCAACAAUACGGUGAUGGUGACUGGAAACGGAACGCCCGGCGGAUUCGGAUCCGGGCUACAACAGUCUCCUGUAGCCCAGUCAGUGACAGCCACAGGUGCCCAGGUGACUAGUGGGUCGAAUCAGCCGAUCGCGGCGGCCGGAGGAGUCCCAGCAGCUUCCACGCCCGCAGGAGGAGUGGUAGGCGGAUCUGAUGCCGGAUUAAUGCAACCACCACGAAACCCGGCGCCUUCGACACACCACAAGAAAGUGGGCGUUGCCGUGGUCUCUUCAGUGGGCGCCAUCGGCGCCGGUCUCGCCGUCUCUGCUGGCCUGGACGGCACCAAUAGCAGCGGUGGUGGCAUCAAUAGCAGCAGCAGCAGUCCGGCCGGAAGCACAACGAGGCGGAGAGGUGUUGCCGCUGCCACAAUUUCCAGUGUUGCCGCUGUCGUCGCAGCGGUGGCAGGUGGCGGGGCCGGCCCCGGUCCACCUCCCAUCGUGACCGCAGAAGUCAAUAAAACACAACAACAGAACGAGCUGGAGCUCAAAGAGAAUCGGAUAGACGAGCUGUUGCGAUCGAACGAAGAAUUAUCGGCCAAAGUGUCUGCCCAGCAGAAGGUGGUUGACCAGCAAAAGGCUUCCAUUCAAAAGUGUCUAGACGUUGUCAAAAAAUUGCUGAUCGAGAAAUCGACCAUCGAGAAGAAGGAGGCCAGGGCGCGAUGUAUGCAAAACCGGCUCAGGCUCGGCCAGUUCGUGACGCAAAGGGUCGGGGCCACUUUCCAGGAAAACUGGACGGACGGCUACGCUUUCCAGGAGCUGGCCAAGCGACAGGAAGAGCUGAGCACCCUGCGCGAAGAAAUCGACAGGCAGCGUAAACUCUUGUGCAAGCGGAAGCCGACCACGUCGGAAACGCCGACGGGAACGACCCGGAAGCGGACGGCGGCCGGCAGCGGCAGCUCUAGCACCUCUUCCGGGCGAGACUCGUCCAACAGCAACAACCUCCUCAACGGGACGGAGAGUACGCUCAAGUCGGGCGACCUCAACCGCGACUUCAACAUCCAGGAGUACUACGAGGCCGAGGAGAUCCUGAAAUUGAAGCAGAACGCUUUGAAGAAGGAGGACGGCGACCUGCAGCUGGAAAUGGAGAAGCUGGAACGUGAGCGCAACCUGCACAUUCGCGAACUGAAGCGGAUUCACAACGAGGACCAGAGUCGCUUCAACAACCACCCCAUCCUCAACGAUCGGUACCUGCUCCUCAUGCUGCUGGGCAAAGGCGGCUUUAGUGAGGUCCACAAAGCCUUUGACCUCAAGGAGCAACGGUACGUGGCUUGUAAGGUCCAUCAGUUGAACAAAGACUGGAAGGACGACAAGAAAGCCAAUUAUAUCAAGCACGCUCUCCGCGAGUACAAUAUUCACAAGCAGUUGGACCAUUCAAGAGUCGUGCGGUUGUUUGACGUUUUCGAGAUUGACGCCAACUCGUUCUGCACCGUCCUCGAGUACUGCGACGGGCACGAUCUGGAUUUCUAUCUGAAACAGCACAAGAUUAUCGGCGAACGGGAAGCCAGGUCGAUCAUUACGCAAGUUGUUUCGGCUUUGAAAUACCUGAACGAGAUCAAACCUCCAGUCAUUCACUACGAUUUGAAGCCGGGCAACAUCCUGUUGAGCAACGGUAGCAUUUGCGGUGAUAUCAAAAUCACGGAUUUCGGCCUCUCGAAAAUCAUGGACGAGGACAAUUACAAUCCGGAGCACGGCAUGGAUCUGACGUCGCAAGGCGCCGGAACCUACUGGUACCUGCCACCGGAAUGCUUCGUUGUCGGCAAAACGCCACCCAAAAUCUCCUCCAAAGUCGACGUCUGGAGCGUCGGCGUCAUUUUUUAUCAGUGUCUCUAUGGUAAAAAACCAUUCGGACACAAUCAGUCGCAAGCCACCAUUUUGGAGGAGAACACCAUACUCAAAGCGACUGAGGUGCAGUUUCCCACCAAGCCAGCUGUUAGUUCGGAAGCCAAAAACUUUAUCCGGCGAUGUUUAGCGUAUCGCAAAGAGGAUCGAGACGACGUGCUGUCACUGGCCCGUCACGAAUACCUGCAGCCGCCUGUCUCAAAGCACGGGCGCCAGUCAGCUCAAGUGCAGCAGCAGCUGCAACAACAGCAACACCAUCACCAACUACAGCAACAACAGCAGCAGCACCAAAGUCAACCGCAGUCGGGACUCUUUACUGGAGCCUUUGUCAGUUCGGGAAUGAACGCAUCCAGUUCGUCCUAGACCCAGAAAGAAACAAGACAACAAACAACAACAUCAACAACAACCAAAAGACUAAAAAAAAAAUGAAAUAACGAGAUAACAUUGAAAAACAUGAAAUGAAGCACCUGCUCUCGAUCCUCCUCUUCUUCCUUCUUUACUUCUCCUCCACCGUGAUCAAUUGUCAAAAAAACAACAAAAGAAAAUAGCAGGAGAAAAGAAAAACCCACCCUCCCGGCCCCUCCCAAUGAAUGCUCUGUCGAGGACUGGAAAAAAAAAAAACAGGGGAAGGAAUUAAUUCAUUUUUUUUUUCUAAAUUCAAAAGUUUAUGCGAGUGAGAGUGUGAGAAAAUAAUUGUAAAGUACGUAACUAUUGAAAAGAAGAAGACGACAGAAAAUGAUGCCAGUGUAUCUCGUGUGUGUUCGUGUUUCAAAGAAGAAGGAGAGAAAAAAAAGUGAGAGUGGUGUGUGAAAACGUUUGCGCUCGUGUUAAGUGUGUGCCGUGUGUGACGUUGUUGGUUGCUGAAUACCGACGAACCAGGUCUGUGAUGAUGCCUCCUUUUUUUGAUGAUUGUGCGGCCACUUCCCCCCUAUCCCCCCAUUACUACCCCCCUUACUUCCGUCAUCCUUUACCGACAUCGGCUUCAAGCUACAAUUGAUAACUGUGCGUGUGUUUUUUUUUUUUUCGAGUGUGACUACCUACUCCUACAAACUGGCAAACAACAGCACUCGAUCGGAAUUUUAAAAAAUAUCCCGCGGAUCAUAAUUUUUUUUCCGGCGGAAGGCGGAAGGAUUAUACAACACGAUAUACUUCUUCUAAUCCUCCCAUACAUCAUUCGUCUCGUGCUGCUGCUCCCUCCCUACUCUUUUUCCAAUUAUUAUCAACAUAUUUGUUUGUUUGAUUAUUUUUUUUCCCUUCUUUCCUUUUGGGUCUUGUUCAUAUCUUCCCUCCAUCAUUUUCAUUCUCUCUCGUCACCAUUAAUCCAUUUGUCAAACCGCGUGUGUGUGUGUUUUGUAUGUGCCGCGACCUCCCGACCCUCACCGUGCGAGUGCGAUCUGCUCGCGCUGAUAUUUAGACAAUGAGGAAAUUCUAAAGAAGGAAAGAAACCGGCCAAAAAAGUCUGCUAAUUAUUUUUUUCGUUUUUCUUCUUCCUCCUCCUCCGCCCAGCCCUACAAUAAUGUUAUUUGCCGAUUCCGCUCCAUCUUAAUUCACGUUUUUUUUUCUCUCACCCCUCCCCACAUCUCAAAUUCCUUUAUUCUCCGUCAUCCAAAAGUCUAAAAAAAAUUUUUCCGGCCAAUUUUUUCAAUGACGAUUGGUUCAUUCAAAAGCUGCUGCUGCUGCUGUGUGUAUGUGUGUGUGUGUGAAUUCCCUCAUUUAUGAUAUGCAGAUGAUCGCUCCUCCUCCUCCCCCAAUCUUUCUAAUCUUUCUCAAUUGAAUUUUUUUUCUCUCUUUACAAUGACCGUUUGAUUGACAAAGAAAUACUUCUCUCUCUCUUGCUCUCGAAAAAAAAAACAGAAAAACAAAAAAGAAACGGCAAUCUUUUUUCAUACACUUAUCGUAUACCGAUAUACGUAUAUAACAAAACAUAUAUUUUUUUUAAAUUAUCAUCGAUUCAUUUAUUUUCGAGAUGGAGAGGAGAAAUUGAUUCAAACACAAUCCUAAGGGAAAUUCAUUUUUAUUGAAUGAACGCAGUGACAGCAAGCAGACGACGUCGUCGUGAAAGACCCCGGUGUCUUUCAUCGACUCAUUCCACCACUAUCAACACCCUCAGAAUUGAUUUUGCACCACGCCCUUUUAAGUAACGCAGAUAUUUUGUUUUUAUUACAAUUUUUCAUGUCAUACCACACACACAUCAUACACACACGCAGCCACUCCUCCCUGUUUUUUUUCCCCUUUCCAAUGAACGAUUUUAAAAAAAGAAAUGACUUGGAAGACGAAAAGUUUUGGACUUCAAACAAUUGCGCCGCGUUAAUAUAAAUGAAAAUAAUAGACGUGCAAAACAAAACAUGAUGUCAAAAAAAGCAAAACCAA
Daphnia pulicaria is the source of this 6465-nucleotide messenger RNA. It is a transcript of the gene Tlk, whose product is annotated as serine/threonine-protein kinase tousled-like 2. Gene Ontology annotation, cellular component: nucleus. Gene Ontology annotation, molecular function: ATP binding; protein serine/threonine kinase activity. Gene Ontology annotation, biological process: peptidyl-serine phosphorylation; chromosome segregation; intracellular signal transduction. Lineage: Eukaryota; Metazoa; Arthropoda; Branchiopoda; Diplostraca; Daphniidae. The record is from RefSeq and is a predicted model, not a curated record. The coding region runs from base 1036 to 4458 and encodes 1140 amino acids. The transcript has 12 exons.